AUGGACACCAACGCCAGUGCCGGCGCAACCCCCGAACCGGAUGCGGAUUCGCGUCGCCGUUCCGGACGCGUCGUCAAGGUUCCGGCCAAGUACGCGCCGGAGCCCACCAACGCCGCCGCGCCGAAGCGCAAGAGGGGCGAACAGGAUGGAGAGGAAGUUGAUGAUGAGGACAUGGACGAAGACGAGGACGUGAGCGACGAGGACGAUGCCAGCGACGAGGAGCACCCCGCUCCCAGGUCACGAAAGGCAGGCGGACGCGGCAAGAAGCCCUCGAGCAAGAAGCCCAAGAUCAAUGGAGCCCAGCCGCCGGCUCUGGCUCAGGUUUCUCGAAUACCUAGCAGGCCCAAGAAGACUGUCCGAAUUGAAGCUGGAGAGACGGGAACAGGCCUCUUUGCUGAUGUCUUUGGCUCUGGGGACGCUCCCGAUCGCAUCGCAAAACAAUGGCUAGAAAAAUACAGACAAGAUGACGCGUCGGAACUGGCUGAUCUCAUCAACUGUAUUCUUCAAUGUGCCGGAUGCGAUCUGGAAGUUACGACUGAUGAUAUACGCGACCCGGAGAACAUCCCCAACAGGCUGGUUGAUCUACAGAAUGUUUAUCAAGAGCAACAAAUUACCGACUACCCGUUAAUAUCAAGGGCAAAGAGCACAAAGUCAUUCCGCGACAUGUUGGUGGGCUUCUUUCACUCCUUGAUUGGCCUGCUCCACGAGACGGACGUGCUUUACAAAGACACGGACCUGACCGAUAACUUGCACGCAUGGUUGGCGAGCAUGUCUUCGUCGUCUCUGCGACCUUUCCGUCACACAGCAACCACCAUCUCCCUAGCCGUUCAGACAGGUCUGGUCCUCGUAGCCAGCGUACUCGACCGGAGAAUAGCAAACAUCGACCAGCAACUCGCCGCUGCCAAGAGGGCUAGGAACAAGACCAAGGCUUCGGAAGUGCAACGCAGCUUGAACGAGGCAAACGGCUAUCGCAAGACUUGCAGCGACGGUAUUCAGUCAUUCUUUGACACGGUAUUUGUUCACCGAUAUCGCGACGUGGACCCCAAGAUUCGAGCAGAAUGUGUUGACGCAUUGGGCGCGUGGAUUUGGCAUCUUCCUACUGUGUUCAUGGAACCGGGUUAUCUUCGCUACCUCGGCUGGAUGCUUUCAGACACGAAUGCCACAACUCGCCAGGAGGUGCUUAAACAGCUUCUCAAGGUGUUCCGGCGUGACGCUCAGCAGUUGGGACACUUCAUCGAUAGAUUUCGACCGCGCCUGAUUGAAAUGGCAACCCUCGACUCUGAAGUUUCUGUGCGGGUAACGGCGAUCUCCGUCAUCGACACCCUACGGUCUGCUGCGCUCUUGGAGCCAACCGAGAUCGACGCCAUUGCCAAGCUCAUCUUUGACACUGAAAUACGAAUUCGCAAGGCCGCUGUCAAUUUCUUCGUUGCCUGUAUCGACGAUGUGUAUCAAGGCAAGCUGGAAGAGAUUGGCGGUGCUGAUGUUUUGGAGGAGUUGGACGAUGUGGAGGAAGAUGACUACGAAUCUCCACGAAAGGAGUGGAUCAACAUCAAAUGCCUGGCGGAGAUGUUGGCGAUUUACGACGCUCAAAUUGAGGAAUCACACCAAAACGGCGUUUCAUCUAGCUUGGAUGCUGCCACAGAGCUGCUGGAUGGCUCAAACCCAGACACUAGGAUCUCCCUUGCAGCUCAGGUGUUGUACGACAAAGUCCCCGAGGUCACCAGAUGGGAAAUGAUUUCGGGCUAUCUGCUCUUUGAUCACACGACAAGCGCCAAAUCCAAGUCGAGAUCAAAGUCCAAGGCCACUUCUCCGGAGGCGGCCUUUAAAAAGGCUGUUGCGCCCAACUCGGAGGAGGAGUCUAUUCUUCUUGAUGUCUUGAGUUCAGCAGUCAAGUCUAGUCUCACCCUCACCAGCGACCACGACAAGGGCAGGAGAAAAUUGGGCCGAUCAGAGGCGGCUGAAGCUCAGGAGGAGGUCGCGCUCGAACUGACCACUGUUAUCCCCAAGCUGCUAAACAAGUUUGGCGCAGAGCCUGAGACGGCAGCAAUUGUGUUGCGACUCGAGCGAUUCUUGAGCCUCGACACUUUCCAACAGCUGCGCCAGGAUUCUAGCAAGUACGAAAGGUUGCUUGAUGAAAUUAGCACCCAAUUCAACAGACACGAUGAUAAGAGAGUCUUGUCUGAGGCCACCGCAGCUCUCAUACAUGCUCGCCAGUACGAGGAGCUUGAGGAGCUGACAGACAGCAAGCUGUCCCCGCUAUGGGACAAUGCGAUCGAUGCCCUCCGCAACUUUGACAAGUCUUGCGAGCUGUCGGUCCGUGGCAAUCUAUCCGUCGAACCGCUGCGCGACCUGUCUACCAUCUUGCUGAAGAUCAGCAGGCUUGCGAGCAUAUCUGACUGCGUCGACGCCCUUGAAGCAAGGUCCAACUCCAAGGACUCCUCUACCUCACCGGCCAUCGAUAUUUUGAGCAACGUUGUCCACCGCGGCAAAUACGAGCCACAGGAGGACGAGAUUGACGACUUGGAGGACGAAGUGGUCACGUUUGCCAUCAAGGCAUGUCAAUUCUACUUCAUGUGGAAGAAAAGAAAUAUCGCCAACCUCCUGGCGGCUGGCACAAGUAUUUCCGACGCCGCCCUGGACACACUCUCUGUCCUGCGGCAAUCCUACCGAAGACACCUCAUCGAAACCUUCUCAUCCCGCGCCGCCAUCGACCAACUCCGCCUCUUUUCCACCGGCAGUCUCUGCGACCUCCAUCUCACAUUCGCCACCCUCCGUCCCGCCAUCAAGAACUUCCACCCCUCAUCUGCGGCAGCAGCUGGUCGAGGCGAGAAGCUCAAGGUUCUCCUCCAAGAAAUCGAGCCCGGCCUCGUUCCCGAACUCAUCUCCAUCUUUGACGGCGCAGAGCGGCAAUAUGCUAAAAAGUCCAAAAAGGACAAGUUACUCAACGACCCCGCUGAGGAUGAAGAUCCCAUGGCCGACGACGAGGAGCUCGAUGACGACGACGAAGACGAGGACCUUCCCAAAGAGGAACGCUACAUUGCCGAGCUCAGGACGGAAAGAGACUUCUGUGAACUCACAGGCAAAUACGUCCUCGCCCUAACCGCCGGCGUCAUCGACGAUCGCGGCUCGCAAGCCGCCAAGCUCCGCCGCAGGAUCCUCCGCAACGAAACAAAGCUCGGCCACAACUUCAAAGAAAUCGUGGCCCAUCUGGACGAAGAAAAGAUGUCCAGAAGGCACAAGAAGGCCACCAAGCAGCCUGCCAAGUCGGACAAACAGGCCCUCAGCCUGGAAGUUGCAGAUGACGAUGAUGACCACCACGUCUUCGAUGACGUCGAGCCGGAGGAGGGCUCUCGGGAGGACCUACGGAGGAGAGAGCUACUGGAGGAUGAACCCAUCGGCGAGGGGGAGGAUGAACAGGGCGGAAAUGACGAUGCGAAUGACCACGUUUUAGGCGAUUAA
Messenger RNA from Metarhizium album ARSEF 1941, 3459 nucleotides. RefSeq names its product STAG-like protein. The record is from RefSeq and is a predicted model, not a curated record. Bases 1 to 3459 code for a protein of 1152 amino acids. The transcript is spliced from 3 exons. Gene Ontology annotation, cellular component: chromatin; nucleus; cohesin complex. Gene Ontology annotation, biological process: sister chromatid cohesion. NCBI's taxonomy places the organism in Eukaryota, Fungi, Ascomycota, Sordariomycetes, Hypocreales, Clavicipitaceae. Gene Ontology annotation, molecular function: chromatin binding.